AUGCAUCCGACGUCUGGACAGCAAAUUGACCAUGCAUCUGUCAUAAAACUACCAGGCAUCAUCCCUUGCCGUUAUUGGAUCAUGCUGAUGAGUGGCGUUGGGCUGAUGAUCUCUUAUGCAGACCGGUCAAAUGUUGCUGUGGGUAUUGUGGCGAUUGGGCGCGAAUACGGGUAUACGAAACCCCAGCAAGGACUUAUCCUCGCCUCGUUCUUUUUCGGCUAUAUCCUGACGCCGAUCAUGGGCGGUGCCCUUGCGGACCGAUAUGGUGGCAAAUCCGUCCUCGCGAUAGGCGCAUUGGCAUGGUCAGUCUUCACGUUGCUGACGCCAGUAGCAUCUGGAUCCGGACUUUUUUGGAUCGUUCUUGUCCGCAUCGCGCUCGGACUUGGCGAAGGUGUCGCAUACCCCUCUAUCCACGCAAUGAUCGGAACUUGGAUACCACCCAGCGAACGAUCCAAAGCAGUGGCGACAAUCUGGGGAGCAAGCGACCCUCUAUCGUGCCGAUGGAUUACCGAGCAUGAAAAAUACUGGAUUCUUGAGCAGCAGCAGCUGGACCAGACCGAGCAGGAUGAUGCAUACCAUCACCGACGCAGUGCAGAGGAUCUGCGCGAUACACGUGAACAAAUUCGAACCGUUGACAAUGGCGGUUCUCCAGUGACCUAUCAGUCCUUGCCAGCCAUCAAUCACUCAGAGCAUAAUAUUUCGUUGAGAGGCUCUGAAGACAGCCAGACUGCGCUCCAGGCGUCUACUUCGUCCAUGCAGCCCAACUCGGAUGAAAAUGAUUUAGUGUAUAGGAUGGAUGGUGCGUCAGCACAGUCCUCGCGCUGGCAGGCAUUUCGAGACCGGAUUCGGUCAGGCGGUAGCGAUGGCGGUUUACGGAGAGCACAAAAAAAGGAAGCGGUGCCGUGGAGAGCGCUGCUGGCACGAAGAGAGGUCUGGGCUAUUAUUCUUUCACAGCUGUUCAACUCUCUCGGGUAUUUUGUGAUGCAAUCGUGGGUGCCGACGUUCUAUCUGGAUUUCUAUGGUGUAGAUGUCGGCAAGAUCGGUUACUACGCAGUUGUACCAUCCGCUGUGCAAGGUAUCAUGGGAUUGUUGGCAGGAUACUUGGGCGACAAGGCCAUUGAAGACUGGGGAUGGGCAACAUUAACGGUGCGGCGGGCCAGUCAAACAGUUGGAAGCAUCGGCUUAGGUCUGUUCUUACUGCUAGCUGUCAAUUUUGCGCAUACGGCACCCUUGGCGAUGAUCCUGAUCAUGGUCGGCAUGGCCUUGAAUGGUUUCACGAUGAUCGGCGCGUCUGCGUACCAGCACGAUUUUUGUCCGCAACACGCGGGGUUCAUCUUCUCGCUCGGCAACACCGCAGGGUCAAUCCCUGCCCUCUUAGGUGUCUUUCUUGUUGGCGUGCUUCUUGACCGUCAUGACGGUACAAAUCCCUGGAGCAUUAUCUGGACGCUGGUCUGCAUAUUUUACGUUGUGGGGACUGCGGCAUUCCUAUUACUCUCAACGCACAAGAAAUUUCUACAAUAG
Molecule: messenger RNA, 1521 nt
Organism: Gamsiella multidivaricata
Lineage: Eukaryota; Fungi; Mortierellomycota; Mortierellomycetes; Mortierellales; Mortierellaceae
Product: major facilitator superfamily domain-containing protein
Exons: 8
Coding region: 1-1521 (506 amino acids)
Biological process (GO): transmembrane transport
Molecular function (GO): transmembrane transporter activity
Source: RefSeq, a predicted model, not a curated record